Messenger RNA from Molossus molossus (Pallas's mastiff bat), 2082 nucleotides. Its product is annotated as cytochrome b-245 chaperone 1. The record is from RefSeq and is a predicted model, not a curated record. Bases 101 to 1057 code for a protein of 318 amino acids. The transcript is spliced from 6 exons. Lineage: Eukaryota; Metazoa; Chordata; Mammalia; Chiroptera; Molossidae.
UGCAGCCCAGCCCAGGGCUGCUGCUGAGCCCCGGGCCAGCGCAGACUCAGGCCGCGAUCAGACGUGCAGUUCCGUUUUUCGGCGGGACUGGCACCGGGAAAUGGGGGCGUUCUGCUGGGUUCUGGUAGGGUCCCAGAAGCUUGAAGGCCACUGGGCGGUCAGUAUAACUGAGCAGAGAAGGGCCUCACUUACAGAGGAAAUGGGUCCCUGGGGGAGUCAAGUGACUUGUGUGAUCACAGAGACAGCGGUCAGCGGAGGCCAACUGGUUCCCCAGCCUGUACAGGCCUUGCUGGUGGGCCAGCCCAGGCCUCUGCCCUGGAGAGGUGGGCUCUGUCUGGGCAGUGGCUGCUGGGCUCCAGCUAUCCGUGUGUCUGUCCUUCCCAGCCGGGUCUCCUGUUUAGAGUGGUGUCCACACGGUCCAGGGAUGUACAUGCAGGUGGAGACCCGCACCAGCUCCUACCUACAUCUGAAGAGGGCUCCGGGCAUCAGGUCCUGGUCCCUGCUGGUUGGAAUCUUGUCAAUCGGCCUGGCUGCUGCCUACUACAGUGGAGAUAGUCUGGGCUGGAAGCUCUUCUAUGUCACUGGCUGCCUGUUUGUGGCUGUGCAGAACCUGGAGGACUGGGAGGAAGCCGUCUUCGACAAGAGCACUGGGAAGGUCGUGCUGAAGACAUUCAGCUUAUACAAGAAGCUUCUGACUCUGUUCAGAGCAGGCCACGACCAAGUGGUGGUCCUGCUGAGCGACAUCCAGGACGUGAACGUGGAGGAGGAGAAGGUGCGGUACUUCGGGAGGGGCUACGUGGUGGUGCUGCGCUUUUCAACAGGCUUCUCGCACCCCCUCACCCAGAGUGCUGUCAUGGGCCACCACAGUAACCUGCCCUUCCUUCCGGUGCCGGCCGGCCCAGUGAUGUGGAAGCCAUUGCCAAGCUCAUCACCGCCUUCCUGGAGCUGCACUGUCCGGAGAGCCCCGUGGAGCUGUCUCAGAGCAGCGACAGUGAGGCUGACAGCCUCGGAAGCCAGAGCUGACCCCACCCCACAGAGCCCCCAGCCUUGGUGCUGAUGGUGCCCCAGCAGGCCUGAUGGGCCACCAGCCAGUCCCACCACCAAGCUGUGUCCCUGCAGCCCACGGGCAGGACCCUUGACCACUCCUGCCGCUGCCCUUCGAGCAGAACCACAGCUGGACCAUCUGCAGGCUCCAAGGUCCAGGGGGGGCAUGGGCCUCGGAUCUGCCUCCUGGAACCAUAUGCCCCGGCCUGGACAGUGUGGGGUGUGAGUGUGAUGGGUGGCAUGGCCACCCCACAGCCCCCAGCUGUGUGGGGCUCCAGCCUCCGAAAGGGGAAGGAAGCCCAGGCUCCCCAGGGUGCAGCUGGGGCUGGUGUUCCCACACGGAGACUGAGCACUUGGUGGGGAGGGAGGUUGGCCAGCACGGACCACACAGGAAUGUAGUUGGAGGGUGACGACGAGGCUUUAGCAGGCCAGCAUGUCGUCCCCAGGAAUCCGUGUCCCCUUACCAUCCAGCCCCCAUGAAGCAUCCUUCUCCUGGCCAGGCGUCCUCAGCAGUCAGGAGUGAGGUGCCUGCCUGUGGCCCAUCCGACUGCUGGGCCCAUCCCACUGCUGCAGCCCCCCCCCCCCCAAGGCCUCCCCAGUGCACAGAGUGCGCUCCACCACAGUGGCUUUCCUUGGAUCCAGCCAGGACCGUGCUGGGCUGUCAUGAGGACACCCUUCUGUUACGUACCCCCAGCCUAGGCAAAGGCCACUGGCAAGAAGAGGCAUCUGUACCAGCUUUGAGCAGUGUUUAAAGCCAGGACCUCGCCCUUAGACACCAGAUUCCAGCUUCUCUUGAGCCCUGGGAAGACCCUGUCAGUCGGGCCCAUUUGUGCGUGGCAGCGGGCUGCACCACAGACUGGGCACUGAGGAACCUGAUCAGGGCGCACCGGCCCAGACUGGGGCUGAGGCUGCCUGGGGGACACUAAGUACUGCAGUUUCUAGGGAUCCUCUCCCUUCUUGGCAGUGGCUGCCAACCAGCCUGUAGUCUAGGAACAUGGUCCCUUAAACCUGCUGAAGGUGGGUUUUCAAUUAAAUCCA